GUAUAUGUUUUAUUUAUUAAAUUGUUUAGUGUGAUUAAUAAUGAUAAUAUAACACGCCCUGAAUAACGUUUUACUUAUAUUUUACAUAACAUGAUACAAUGAGUUUGUUCAGUACAUAGUAUAGACAUGUGACAGAGACUAUAUUUUAUGAACUACAAGUUGCAAUUAAGCCAAUAUCGAUUAUUGAAUAUAUUGACGAUACGAUAUUUUAGGAUUCAUUCAUUCAAUUUGAAAUAUGAUAUGAUACUCAAAUUGUUAAGGAAUUUGUACCUAUAGAUCAUUUUUUUAAAAUCAAUAAAUAAAUGAAUUAAAAAAGUUACACAUAGGUUUAUAAAAUAAACAGUUGUGAGAUUUUUUUUUUUUGAUUUUUGUAAUGCUAAAGUGUUUCGUAAUUAUUAAUCUAAGCGACUUUUCGACUUUUUAUGUGAUAUCUGAGAAGUUUUUGGGGAUGUUGGGAGCCAGAAGGUAACAAUAAGGCAUCUGUAAUAAAAAUAAUCAAAUUGUCUUUGCAAAGAUCAAAGAUAUUUCUAUAUGACACUGCAUAAUUAAUUACCCAACGCUGUUGAAUUUGAUAUAUUUUUUUAUUCUAUAAGCAAGAUCUCUGAUGUAUGUGUAUUCGACAUAAGAAGAAAUACAUAUAACAAGAGUUUGAUAUUCUGUAAAGAAAAAAAUAAUUUAGUUAUUUUUUGAAUAGGUAAUUAAUAAAAGAGUUUAAAGCGCAUAAAGUAGAAAAGGGAAGUAGUGAGUAGGCUGCCUAAUACCGCUGGCACGCGAGAGCGGUGCGUGCAGCGGUCGCGUGGCUCGCCCGCGUUUCAACCACGCGCCCGAGUGAUGCUGCCGGCUCCUCAUCGUCCGCUGCACUGUCGUUCAGUCGCGCGCCGGCACGUCGAUGUGACGCACGUCACGUUCGGGAUAUAUUAACUACAUCGCGACAUGCAGUGACUUUUCUCAGUGAUAGUGCAAACGGAAACUAUGGUGACUGGUACAGCUGGCCCCCAGGGCGCUACUAACACAGUGGUGGUGAACAACAUGACUUCUACCGGGCAACCUGAAACGAAGAAGGCUGGAGAUAAUAGAAGGAGCAACAAGCCAAUUAUGGAAAAACGACGGCGGGCCCGUAUCAACAAUUGCCUGAACGAACUAAAGGCGCUGAUACUCGACGCCAUGAAAAAAGACCCAGCCAGACAUUCAAAGUUAGAAAAAGCAGAUAUAUUAGAGAUGACCGUGAAGCAUUUAGAAGGACUGCGAUCAGAAAAUAAUGGAUCCCCCGACCGGUUCCACGCGGGUUAUCAGCACUGUUUGGCUGAAGUGGCGAAGUUUCAAGGUCUUGACGCUGGUUUGAAGAGACGACUCGUUAGACACCUUGAAGGUUGCGUCUCUACAACCAAUGCGAGACCGACGGGAGCGCCCACUCCACCGUCUGACGCGGAGGAUGCGAAUCUUGCUCAACAUUCUACAAUUUUUAUAUCAGCUGGUCCAGGAUCUGGAGUGCGCUUAGUACCGACUAGACUCUCAAACGGAGAUAUAGCGUUAGUUUUACCAUCUGGUGUUAGCGCCAGCACUUUGGGUACUGUUCCUACCUUAGUCCCUCUAUCUCCGAGAGACGGGUCAUCCUCUUCCUCAUCAGAACCACGAUGUUACUCCCCCGCUAGUUCCGGUUGGGGUAGUCCUCCGCCUUCGGUGGAUGAACCCGUUCCUCUUGCUUUAGUUACCAGAAGACAACCAGCUGAAGAGAAACCGUGGAGACCUUGGUGACACACUUUUCUACAAAGUAGAAUAGAUUUAAAUAUCAAAUGGAUUUAUUAUCGUCUGGUUUGAUGUUAAACUUUGCACUCCAUUCCUUAGAUGGCAGUCUGUGAUAUAAUUUUAUUAUAAUUGCGUGUGUUAAUAAGCUUAUGUGAGAAUUUUCGAAGUUCCUAUGUGUGAAUGUGUAAUAUGUUUUACAACUAAUUUAAUGUAUACGAAAAUGUAAUGGUAAAUAAGGUUUUAUAAAGUUCAUUUUUGCGGUCUUGUUAUAUGUUUGGUCAGUAAUAUUCGUGUGAUAUACAACUACAAUGGUAUUGUUUUUGUUGCAAAUUAUGUAUUGAAACGUAUUUUUAAUUAAAUUAUACCAGUAUCUAUAUUUGAUUUAAUAGUUUUAACACAAUAAUUGGAUACUUCCCGUACUUUCUACUACUAGCUUUCUGUAUAUAUAUGGUAAAUAAAUAAAAAUUGAACUCCGUUAGUUGGAGAGUCACGAGUUUUUGUGUUUUUUUUAAAUAUGUAUAAUAAGAGUAAUCAGUAUGAAGAAAAAUAAAAUAGAGUCCGGCAAAUUAGGAAAUUUUAUUAACGAAGGGCUUCUUGCUAUAAAUUAAUGUAAUGUAAUUUGACACGAAAAUGCUUUGAAGAAAUUAGUGCCAGAAAGAUAAGGUAUAAUGGCUCGGUUACAU
Diatraea saccharalis (sugarcane borer) is the source of this 2429-nucleotide messenger RNA. NCBI's taxonomy places the organism in Eukaryota, Metazoa, Arthropoda, Insecta, Lepidoptera, Crambidae. The record is from the annotation of a GenBank genome assembly.